This is a messenger RNA of Adineta ricciae, 1107 nucleotides long. The record is from the annotation of a GenBank genome assembly. NCBI's taxonomy places the organism in Eukaryota, Metazoa, Rotifera, Eurotatoria, Adinetida, Adinetidae.
AUGAAGAGUCUAACUAUUUUUCUAUAUUUUAUCUGGAUAUCAAAGGCUUUCGAACCUGUUCUAUUCGACUUGAGUCCGUAUGGAAACCAAUUUCAACCAGCAGAUUCAAUCGAACUUCUUGCAGCAUUUCACAAUAUUUCCUCAGUUCUUCGUUGUACUUUAAUUUGCUACAAGAAUAUACAAUGCCUCACGUUCGAUUAUGACGUCAACUCGCAACAAUGUCGUCUUUUUGAAGGAUCUGCUGAUACAGGCGCACUUAUAUCCUCUUCUGCGACAACCAAGGUUGGUUGGGUCGUUUUAAAUCACUUGUUAUACAAUUUCUAUAAUUUUACAAGUGAUAAAUGCACCAACGAUCGAUUUUUGUACAGUGAUAAUGUAUCUGGUUUGUGCCAAUGUGUCAUACACACAUUUUGGAAUGGAUCUAUAUGUGUUAAUCAACGAUAUUCAAAUCAAGGAUGUAUUAAUGACAACUGGUGUCGAACCGAUCUAAAUCUUACCUGUGUUUCAUCGAUGUGCACUGAUGCUGCGAAUUCUCCAACAACUCAAUUACUCAAUACAACACAAACGUCACAGCUGACUAGUAUGCACACGACACAGAUAUUAGCAACCACUGACUCGUAUACAACAGAUAAUCCUCAGUGCGUUUUUCUAUCUUCAACAAGUAAUACAUUGUUGUAUAUUCUCAAUCCAAAUUCUUCUAUUUAUCCUGUAUACACUUGUUAUGCAUAUACAUGGAUAGCAACAGGUCCAUCGGCGACAUUAUCUUUUUUCUUUCGUCAUGAUCCGGGUGGUUGGAUGAUCGACGACGUUACAGUGUAUCACAACUCAACACAGUUAAUUGUUAAUGGAGGAUUCGAAACAGGUAAUUUAAGUGCCUGGAGUCUUACCGGCACAUGCAAUCUCAAUUACGGACAAGUUUAUUAUGGCAGUACCUACGCUAAAUCGGGUAAUUGGUAUUAUUAUGAUCGAUGCGCUGGAGCUGGAAAUGGUGAUACAUUGAGUCAAACAUUUAAUACAGUCGCUGGUGACACCUAUUAUGUUAGUUUUUGGCUAACCAAUUAUGACUGUUGCAAUACAACUGAAAUUGCCAAUAUUACAUUGAUGUAA